Molecule: messenger RNA, 1842 nt
Organism: Eublepharis macularius
Lineage: Eukaryota; Metazoa; Chordata; Lepidosauria; Squamata; Eublepharidae
Gene: MEIOB
Product: meiosis specific with OB-fold
Exons: 13
Coding region: 1-1587 (528 amino acids)
Biological process (GO): resolution of meiotic recombination intermediates
Molecular function (GO): single-stranded DNA binding; single-stranded DNA 3'-5' DNA exonuclease activity
Source: RefSeq, a predicted model, not a curated record
AUGGGCACCCAAUCACCCCAACUUGUGGCCGAGCUUUUUCCCCUGCCUGAGGGGAAGCCCAACCGAGGGUGUUCGAUCAAACGCCUGGCAUGGGCUUCUGGAAUCCAUUCACCCCAUAACAGCUGUGACAAACACAGCUCCUUGGGUGUCUGCCUCCUUGGCAGGCAUGAACUGUGCAGGCUCAUCGGCAGCAGCCGCUCCCCCUCCCUGAGUGUAAUUGGUGUGGUGAUUGGGAAAACAGAUACAAAAGGCUUUCCAGACAGAAAAAACAUUGGUUCGGAGAGAUACACUUUUGUUUUUACUGUUCGUGAUUCACCCUCUUACUUCAUAAAUGUAAAUUCUUGGGGAAAAGAGAACUAUGUUAAAUCACUUUCAGAAAGUUUAAGAGUUGGUGACUGUGUCAUCAUUGAAAAUCCUUUAGUACAGACCAAGGAAGUAGAAAAGGAGGAAAAAUUUAACCCUACAACGCCAAGCUGUUACAAGCUUCUGCUAAGUGAGACUCAUUCAGCAGUCAAGAUUUGUUCCCGCUGUGAAGUGGACACCAAGCUGCUGUCUCUGUUGAAUGUGCCUGUGAAGGAACCUCAAGAUUUUUACUCACUGGGGGACAUUGUGGCCAAUGGACAGAGCUUGGAUGGAAAAAUCAUAAAUGUUCUUGCAGCUGUCAAGUCAGUUGGUGAGCCAAAGUAUUUCACCACUUCGGACAGACGAAAAGGUCAUAGAUGUGAAGUGCAGCUGUUUGAUGAAACUCUGUCUUCCUUUGUGAUGAUAUGCUGGGACAAUGAAUCUAUCCAGUAUGCACAGAGCUGGGCACCUCGAGAAACAGUAAUCUUUGCAGCAGAUGUGAAAAUAAACUUUGACAAAUUUAGGAACUGCAUGGUUGCAACAAUAAUCUCUAAAACCAUUAUCACUACGAAUCCUGACACGCCAGAGGCAAAUAUUUUGUUCAACUUCAUAAGAGAGAGUGCAGAAAUGUUAGCUUUGGAUGAUGAAAUAGGACAUCAGUUUAGAGAGUCCAUAAACUUGCAGACAAUAACUGAAGUUUUCACAGUGGAGCAGUUAAAGAUGAAAGCUUUGCAAAGUGAGGGGAAAUCAGAGCCUUUCUAUGGCAUUAUUUUUGCCUAUAUUUCUACUCUGAAUAUUGAUAGUGAAACAGCUAAAAUAAUACGAAACAGAUGUACCAGGUGUCACUAUGUGAUCAACGAAGCAACCAAGGGGUGCUCCUUCUGUAGUAGUUUUCCCUUCUCAUCAGACACACCAGCCUACCUGAGCUUUGAUUUGCCAGUUGACCUGAGCGACCACACAGGCACCCUCCCUUCCUGCAACCUCUCAGACAAGGUGGCUGAAGAGACUCUAGGUUGCACGAUUCACGAGUUCCUGGCUCUGACGGAGGCUCAAAAGACAGCAUUAAAAUGGCAACUUCUUCUGGAACGAAGUAAAAUAUAUUUCCGAGUUAUUCUUUCUCCUAGUUCAAGGAGUGGACUGAGACUGAGUCUACUUUCGUGCAAGCUAGCAGAUCCUGUAGAGUCUAGCUUAAACUUGAUUGGUAAAGGAAAAGAGGCAGCUGCCAAACAGUUGGAAAAAUUUUAACAGGGUGUUAUACUAUGUUCAAAAUAAAUUGUCAAAGGGGAAAAAAGAGAUGUUUGUUGUCACUGCAGUAGGCGGAAAUAUGUUAAAAUGCUUAAAAGUCUGCUUUAACCCCUCAAUGUUUAUACUCUUUCUGGUAUAAAAUAUUUAAGGAAACUUUUUGUCUUAAAUCUCUUUUAUUGCAGCAAGGCAUGCUUUCUAUUCACUUUAAGGCCUUAAAACAGGUAGCAAAGUUUCAUUUCAUUAAUAAUGUACAUG